Molecule: messenger RNA, 1902 nt
Organism: Coregonus clupeaformis (lake whitefish)
Lineage: Eukaryota; Metazoa; Chordata; Actinopteri; Salmoniformes; Salmonidae
Product: protein FAM98B
Exons: 8
Coding region: 182-1366 (394 amino acids)
Cellular component (GO): tRNA-splicing ligase complex
Source: RefSeq, a predicted model, not a curated record
ACGGAUGUAAUUUUCGUUACUCCUGACUUGCGGCAUGUUUUUCAAAACGGCGUAGCUAAAUUAGCUAGUAGACGAUGAAUUAAGCUAAUUAUAUGUUUGUAUCACAAUGUCAACACACUCAAGCUUCUAUCGGUUACAUCUUUAAAGUAGAAGGAAUCUUCUGAUAUUGUUGUCUGCCGCAAUGGAAAGUGAUAUUUUAGAUGCGCUGGAACAAGUCGGGUAUGACGGACCUCUGCAGAAUGAGGAGACGCUUGUCAGAGCAUGUGAAGGUGGACUGUCAUCACCUGAGUAUGUCAACCUAUGCAUGUGGUUAGCAUCCCGUCUGAAACCGUUAUGUGAUCUGGAAGAGAGCAUUACGUCAGGUUCAGGUGACACUGAUGGCCUUCAGUUUGAGAUGAGUGGCAUGCUGAAGGAGUUGCAGUGCCCCUAUCAAGGCCUUGUCUCCGGGAUUCUACAGGGAGGGCUGCAGAAUAAUAAAGACUAUCUAAAGCUAGCAUUGUUUUUAUGCUCCGAGCUACAAGCUGCGCAGAUAGUAAAGAGACGACCUGCUGAGGACAAAGAACACAAAGACAGAAACGAUCUCCAGGCAAUCUGUGAAACACUGAAGCUCCCAGAGCCAAGAGAGCAUGGAGUAGCAGAGCUGUUCUCUGGGAUAGGGAAAAAGAUAAACGCACUGCUUCAAGAGCUUCCAAAGGAUCACAUUGGAAAGCCAGUACUGAAUAACUCUCUCGACAGUGAACAAUGGGAGAGGCUGGAGCAGAUCAACACGGUCCUGUCCUCAGAGUAUGAGUGUCGACGGAGGAUGCUGAUCAAACGUCUCGACGUCACUGUGCAGUCUUUCGGCUGGUCAGACAGAGCUAAGGAGAGAGUUGACAGCAUGGCCAGGGCCUACCAGCCUAAGAGACACUCCCUGGCCCAGAGUUCAUCUGUAGGCAUGGCUCACCUGUUGGCAGCCAGGGAGGACAUAUGCAACGUGGUGAAGACCAGCAGUGGCUCCAGCAGAGAGAAUACUGCCUGUGCUGUCAAUAAGAUCCUGAUGGGGAGGGUGCCAGAUCGAGGUGGCCGGCCCUCUGAGAUAGAUGCCCCCCUCCCUGAGAUGCCAACCUGGCAGAAGAGACAAGACGGCGGAGGGGGUUGGGGUGGUGGUCGGGGAGGUGGUGGUGGUGGUCGGGGAGGUGGUGGUGGUGGUCGGGGAGGUGGUGGUGGUGGUCGGGGAGGUGGUGGUGGUGGUGGUUGGGGAGGUGGUCGAGGAGGUGGUGGUGGUAGUUGGGGAGAUGGUGGUUGGGGAGGAGGGGGUAAGGGUGGCUGGCGAGGUGGUGGAACUGGUUGGGGUCAUGGAGGAAAGAGAGGACGUUAUCAAUACUAACACCAGGGUUUUUUUAAACUGAAAAGCCAGACAGUGUUCAAUAGGUGAACUGAAACCUACUCAUGGGUAUAUGCGCCGCUAAGGGCAACACUAAGGGCAACGCUAAGGGCAACACUAAGGCAUUGCUUAUUUGGAGUGAUGAUGUGGACUGGACUGAGAUGUACAGAAUGUUACUGUAUGAACUCUCCUAAAUAUUUGUCACUGAUUUUUGUGUUCAUUUUCAGAGUUCUUAUGAACUGUGUUGCUGUGGAAAGUUGUCGAAGCAAUACCGACAGUAAGUCAAACUCACUGACCAUUUUUGAUUUAGUUUUACUUAUUUUCUACUAAUUGUAUGUUGGUAGUCUUAUCAAAUGACAUUUUUGGAAAUUGGAAUCAUGGUAAUGACCUUUUUGAUUUGAAGUAUGAUAAAAAAAUAAUGUAUGCACUCACUAACUGUAAGUCGCUCUGGAUAAGAGCGUCUGCUAAAUGACUAAAAUGUAGAUGUAAAGACUUAAUCCGAUUGACUUGAAUAAUAAAAUGCUUUCUUCAGAUUUAAA